Messenger RNA from Entrophospora candida, 313 nucleotides. NCBI's taxonomy places the organism in Eukaryota, Fungi, Glomeromycota, Glomeromycetes, Entrophosporales, Entrophosporaceae. The record is from the annotation of a GenBank genome assembly.
UUAUUAUCUUUGCAAAAAUUUGACUUAUGCUAAAAAGGAUAAGUUUAUAAAUGAAGGCACAAUUCCAUUCAAUAUUGUUAUUUGUGAUGGUGACUUUGGAUCAUUGUUGUGUUGUGCAUUCAAUGGUGGUGACAAUGGUGAUGUUGAAAGUUUACAACUGAUAAUCAAUGACUUGCAAAGAAAUGCUAAUCAAAAAGCUUUUACAUUUAUUUUUGUUGUUAUUUUAUUAUUUACAAGAGGAUUAGUAUUGGAUCCAAGAGAAGAAAAUAUCAAUGAUAAUCCCAGUGAAGAAAAGAUGAAUAUAAGAUCUUAG